AGUGGCGUUUCCGACUGUGGGAGCCUCAGCUUCCCAGUCGUCCGAUGAGCCCGAGCAGCUGAGUCCCUUCCCUGUCUUUCACUCUUCUGGCAUCGGUGGUUUUACUUCUUCGAUUGAACCCUGCUUCCUCGACCCCCCUGGGAGGCCGCCUUCUUCAGGCGCCUCCCUUCUCUCCACGAGCUCGCUCUGACAGCUGAGGAACUGGCAAGAUCCUGCUACCCAGAGGGUGAAUGGGUAUCUUUCCCGGAAUAAUCCUAAUUUUUCUAAGGGUGAAGUUUGCAACGGCGGCCGUGAUUCACCAGAAAAGUACCACUGUAAGUCAUGAGAUGUCUGGUCUGAAUUGGAAACCCUUUGUAUAUGGCGGCCUUGCCUCUAUCGUGGCUGAGUUUGGGACUUUCCCUGUGGACCUUACCAAAACACGACUUCAGGUUCAAGGCCAAAGCAUUGAUGCCCGUUUCAAAGAGAUAAAAUAUAGAGGGAUGUUCCAUGCGCUGUUUCGCAUCUGUAAAGAGGAAGGUGUAUUGGCUCUCUAUUCAGGAAUUGCUCCUGCGUUGCUAAGACAAGCAUCAUAUGGCACCAUUAAAAUUGGGAUUUACCAAAGCUUGAAGCGCUUAUUCGUAGAACGUUUAGAAGAUGAAACUCUUUUAAUUAAUAUGAUCUGUGGGGUAGUGUCAGGAGUGAUAUCUUCCACUAUAGCCAAUCCCACCGAUGUUCUAAAGAUUCGAAUGCAGGCUCAAGGAAGCUUGUUCCAAGGGAGCAUGAUUGGAAGCUUUAUCGAUAUAUACCAACAAGAAGGCACCAGGGGUCUGUGGAGGUGCUUAUGUUCAAAAGCUGUUACCGGCUGUGUGCUGUGGCUCAUGCCUGUAAUCCCAGCACUUUGGGAGGCCAACGCGGGUGGAUCACUUGAGGGUGUGGUUCCAACUGCUCAGCGUGCUGCCAUCGUUGUAGGAGUAGAGCUACCAGUCUAUGAUAUUACUAAGAAGCAUUUAAUAUUGUCAGGAAUGAUGGGCGAUACAAUUUUAACUCACUUCGUUUCCAGCUUUACAUGUGGUUUGGCUGGGGCUCUGGCCUCCAACCCGGUUGAUGUGGUUCGAACUCGCAUGAUGAACCAGAGGGCAAUCGUGGGACAUGUGGAUCUCUAUAAGGGCACUGUUGAUGGUAUUUUAAAGAUGUGGAAACAUGAGGGCUUUUUUGCACUCUAUAAAGGAUUUUGGCCAAACUGGCUUCGGCUUGGACCCUGGAACAUCAUUUUUUUUAUUACAUACGAGCAGCUAAAGAGGCUUCAAAUCUAAGAACUGAAUUAUAUGUGAGCCCAGCCCUGCCAGCCUUUCUACUCCUUUGCCCUUUUCCCGUGUUCUAAUGUAUUUUGACAAUGUUGUAAGUGUUUACCAAGCCGUUGGUCUCCUAAGGGCCUCCUGAUGGAAGAACAGUGGGGUGGUUCAAAGUUAUUUCUAUGUUUGUGUUACCAUGUUAACUUUUCCCCGAGAGAAAGUGUUAACAUUGAGACUCUGGCCCCAGAUUGGUAUCUUCUAUGAAGAUGGAUACUGAUGGGUGACAUUGAAAACGGCCUGCUUUCCAAAUGUGGUUAAAUGUAAUUGGUUAGCCCCAGACUUGGGCUAGAGCAGAAGGCAUAGGCCAGGGUGGUUAUUGCUAUAUGUGUUACAGACCUCGGUUCUCAUUAAAGUAUUUAUUGGCAGAA
Homo sapiens (human) is the source of this 1699-nucleotide messenger RNA. It is a transcript of the gene SLC25A14, whose product is annotated as solute carrier family 25 member 14. Lineage: Eukaryota; Metazoa; Chordata; Mammalia; Primates; Hominidae. The transcript has 12 exons. The record is from RefSeq and is marked reviewed. Gene Ontology annotation, biological process: chloride transmembrane transport; proton transmembrane transport; transmembrane transport. Gene Ontology annotation, molecular function: solute:inorganic anion antiporter activity. Gene Ontology annotation, cellular component: mitochondrial inner membrane. The coding region runs from base 231 to 1292 and encodes 353 amino acids.